Micropterus salmoides (largemouth bass) is the source of this 3813-nucleotide messenger RNA. RefSeq lists its product as uncharacterized. Bases 2025 to 3359 code for a protein of 444 amino acids. The record is from RefSeq and is a predicted model, not a curated record. NCBI's taxonomy places the organism in Eukaryota, Metazoa, Chordata, Actinopteri, Centrarchiformes, Centrarchidae. The transcript is spliced from 2 exons.
GGUCUGGAUGUGAGGUGGUCUGGGUCUGUGGGGUCUGGAUCUGUGGGGUCUGUGUCUACCUAAAUCCUACAUUACCCAUGAGCCUCAGCUGCUGUUGCCCUGGAGAAGAACAGAGUUGUGUUUUUAAAGGCCGUCAGUCUGAAGGUGUUCACUCGCUCAGAGCGUCAGAACCAGACUUCAGUUUGUUUUUGUUCCUUUCUCAGAGUGAACGAGGACAGGACACUGUGGUUCUGAUGAUAUUCUCACAGACUCAAAGGAUUAGCAGCGAGUCUCUGAACAGGAUGUUUGUCCGCAGUCAGCUGACCGACUCCUCGUGCCUCCACUUCCCGAUGACUCUGACUCCCAACUCUCAGGACACCACAGGCUCUGCAGCUGCGAACACGGCGUCUCUAAUAUGGAGACGUUUUUCUAUGAAGUUCUGUAUGGGACAGACUGAGGAUGCCUGUUAUCAGACUGAGGAAGAUGAGGGGCGUGAGGAUGAUGAAGACGGCGUGCAGGGGGAGAAGCCUGCUGAUUGGCUUGUUGUGUUGCAGGGAGGCGGGAGCUGAGCUCUGAUUGGCUCUUUGAUUUCUUCUUCAGAAACUCAGCAGACUUCAGGAGGUCUCACUCUGUCAUCAUCAUGGCCAACUGGACUGACUGUCUGAACUUUGCUGUCUCCAUCGCCAAACAGGCCAGUGAGGUAAGAGACACACGGACCAGUCACUGAGCCAGAGGUCAGACAUCGACCAAUCGGAGAAGUAGAUGAUGAUGUCACUGUCCAGUUGUGAAGGAAGAAGAAUCUGUAGUAAUUAUGUUGGAACAGUUUAAAUGUUAGAGGUGCCGACCAAUAGCAGCGCAACAGGAGAUGUGUCCGUCCAAUUCAUUAGCAUGUAGCUGCAGUACCGGAGGCUGCAGUUUCAGGAACGCAAUCCUGGGACCGGAACAGCAUUUCUAGGACCCUUGUUUACUUUCAUACGCCCAGCUAGCCAAUGACCCCUCACCACAACCAUCACCAAGUGUGGGCCUAAACUUAAGUUACUGACUAUAUGCAAGUCGACCGGCAGGCAGGGUUAACCUCCUUCGUGUUGCUGUGCAUUACCACCACCGCUCCACUAGAUGGCGCUGUCGCAGAAGAACUGCGGUCCCAGGAUUGCGGGGGUCCUGAAUCUGCAGCCUCUGGUACUACAGCUACAUAAUGUUGGUCCAAUCAGCUGCAGGCGAGUUCCUGAUGGUGAGUUCAGGUUCAGUUCACAGUUUUGUAACGUUCAGCUUCGAUGAACGCGCAGAGGAACGUGAGGUUUUUGUGUUUGAGCGGCUGACCUUCACCUGCACUCAGGUACGCACACGCCUGAAACACACUGAAACACACACAGGUGUGCUCAGGCGAGCGUCCUGCUGCAUGUUUUUCUUUUCUUUUGUGUUUUAAUCACCUGAGUUUAGAAAGGAGUACUUCCUCUACUCCAUGUAAACAACUAAGUAACUAUCUAGAUACUACUGAUACUGUUGAUGAUAUCACCUCAUACUACUACUGAGAACCUCGUGUUUUUCAGACGGUCCUGUCGGCGUUUCAGCAGCAGAAAGACGUGAAGCUAAAAAGUUCUCCGGCUGAUCUGGUGACAGAAACUGACAGGUUCUACUUUUAUUCUACUGUAAGAACAAAUAUCCACAACACAGGUUCUACUUUUAUUCUACUGCAGAACAAAUAUCCACAACACAGGUUCUACUUUUAUUCUACUGCAGAACAAAUAUCCACAACACAGGUUCUACUUUUAUUCUACUGCAGAACAAAUAUCCACAACAAAGGUUCCAAUAGUGUUUAUUAGUACAAUUUCCAUAAAUGAUAAAGCUGGCAGUCCAAAAGACAAAAUAACUCCAUCAUCCAGAAGGCAAAAGAAAAGCAGUAAUCCAAGAAGGGAAAGAACCACAAUCAUCCAAAAAGUGGCUGUGAAAACACACUGAGACGUCAACGAAAAGACGAACGACAACGACCGAUUAAAAGAUAGAGACUUAAAUACACAAAGGGACAAAGUUGUGACCUCUUUAACAUGUCAUUUGCAUGUUUCCUGUACGUUCCCGUUUCCGCGCGUUGUGACCUGUUUAAUGUGUCGUAUGAGUGUUUCCUGUACGUUACGGUAUCCGCACGUUGUGACCAGUUUAACGUGUCGUUUGCGUGUUUCCUGUACGUUCCCGUUUCCGCGCGUUGUGACCUGUUUAAUGUGUCGUAUGAGUGUUUCCUGUACGUUACGGUAUCCGCACGUUGUGACCAGUUUAACGUGUCGUUUGCGUGUUUCCUGUACGUUCCCGUUUCCGCGCGUUGUGACCUGUUUAAUGUGUCGUAUGAGUGUUUCCUGUACGUUAUGGUAUCCGUGCUUUGUGACCUGUUUAACGUGUCGUUUGCGUGUUUCCUGUACGUUCCCGUAUCCGCGCGUUCUGACCUCUUUAACGUGUCGUUUGCGUGUUUCCUGUACGUUCCCCUAUUCGCGCGUUCUGACCUCUUUAACGUGUCCUUUGCGUGUUUCCUGUACGUUCCCCUAUUCGCGCGUUCUGACCUCUUUAACGUGUCGUUUGCGUGUUUCCUGUACGUUCCCCUAUUCGCGCGUUCUGACCUCUUUAACGUGUCCUUUGCGUGUUUCCUGUACGUUCCCCUAUUCGCGCGUUCUGACCUCUUUAACGUGUCCUUUGCGUGUUUCCUGUACGUUCCCCUAUUCGCGCGUUCUGACCUCUUUAACGUGUCCUUUGCGUGUUUCCUGUACGUUCCCCUAUUCGCGCGUUCUGACCUCUUUAACGUGUCCUUUGCGUGUUUCCUGUACGUUCCCCUAUUCGCGCGUUCUGACCUCUUUAACGUGUCCUUUGCGUGUUUCCUGUACGUUCCCCUAUUCGCGCGUUCUGACCUCUUUAACGUGUCGUUUGCGUGUUUCCUGUACGUUCCCCUAUUCGCGCGUUCUGACCUCUUUAACGUGUCCUUUGCGUGUUUCCUGUACGUUACGGUAUCCGUGCGUUAUGACCUCUUUAACGUGUCGUUUGCGUGUUUCCUGUACGUUACCGUAUCCGUGCGUUGGGGACGGCAGCAGUCGACAUGUGUCAGGUGGCGAUGGGUGGAGUCGACGUGUACUAUCACAUCGGGAUGCACUGCUGGGACAUCGCCGCCUCUGCCGUCAUCGUCCAGGAGGCUGGAGGCGUUGUCAUGGAUACAGAUGGUCUGUGCCUGUGAUGUCAUAUCUUACCUGCGUGUACCUGGGGACAUGUCCUCCUCUCAUUGGUCCAUGUGUCUCCUCAGGCUCAGAGUUCGACAUGAUGUCCAGGAGAGUAAUCGCUGCCAGCUCUUUUGCCGUGGCAAAUCGUAUCGCUCAGGUCAUUCAUACAUUUCCCUGUCGCCGUGACGACGAUGACCCCUGCGCACCUGUGUGUGGAGAGACAGGUGUGAACGGAGAGAGGGUGAACUGACAGGAAGUGUGACGGAUGUGUUUCUGCAGAGAAGCUGACACACAACAAGGAGACGAUGAAGCUCUGAGAUCUGCAGAAACAACUGCUGCAGAGCGUCAUCGCUUUAACAGUCUCAGAAUGAGGAACAAUGACCCCUUCUUUCCCAUGUUGUUAUCGUUAUUAUUAUUAUUAUUAUUAUUAUUACAAUAUUUGGAAGUUUUAAAGUUUCUUUUAAGGUCAUUAUAGCUUAUUCCAGGAAGAGGUUGUUGGAAAGUUGGAAACUUUGCAGAUUUACAUAAGAUAUCAGACGUGAUAUUAUUUAUUAUUAUAAUGAAAUAAUAAUAAUUAAUAUUAUUAGUAAAAACUAUACUAUACUACUAUUUUUAUGAUAAUAGUGUGUGUGUGUGUGGG